Messenger RNA from Salmo salar (Atlantic salmon), 10723 nucleotides. RefSeq lists its product as uncharacterized. Gene Ontology annotation, biological process: cell-matrix adhesion. Gene Ontology annotation, cellular component: cell surface. Lineage: Eukaryota; Metazoa; Chordata; Actinopteri; Salmoniformes; Salmonidae. The record is from RefSeq and is a predicted model, not a curated record.
GAGGAGUUGAGUGAUCAUUUCUCAGAGAUGGAUCCGGUCAGACAGAGGUGGAUCUAUAUGUUCUUCAUGUACCCUUUCCUGUCUGGGGAGAGAGCAGCUGGAGGUGCUACACCUGUUAACUCUGGAGCAGAAGGCAGAGUUGUUGUUGCAUCCGGAGGUGGAGGGACUGGAGAAUGGAACCCUGAGUCUGGUGUUCCACACCCUGAUGACAGAAGUCCACCCCCCCAUGGAGAACUCCACCUGGACCACACCAGGGUACCCCAACCCCAUCUACCCCCCAUCCUACACCCCAGCAUACCCACCCAGACCCACGUCGGACGAACAAUACUCACCCCAACCCCCCUCACCCCAGGAGAGCCUUCGAGAGGUGGUGAACGGGUUCAUGGGGGUCUUCAGGCCUUUCGGAAGCUUCGUCAGGGAGUUUGUGUCGCUCACGCACAAAAAGCCCCUGUCUGAGAUCAGGAGCACCACUCUAACUCAGGUUGUGUUGAACUGGACUCUGGCCGAGCUGGCCGGGAACUACAGGUCCCAGGAAGACGAGCCAGAAGACUGGAUGGAAGACAUAUUGGACGUAGAGGACUGGUAUGACCAUGUAGUGGUGCCUGUUCUCCGCCGUGUCCUGCCCCACGACCAGACGCACAUACCUGGCAGCCUCAAGGCCGUUUUCCACAAAGUGUUCUACCUGAACUCAGAUAUGGACAGCAUGGACAAUGACACUAUGCCCCUUGACGUAUGUAGCAUCACCCUAGAGGAGAGAUCAUGUGGGUUGACCAAUGCUGUGGAGAAAGUGGCGCGCGUCCUGCACUGUGUUGCCCGUAGCAACUUGACGAUGUCCGAGGAGACUAUUAUGCGUCUGGUCGUGGAGCUGACGGGGCGGCUCAACUCAUUGGUCCAGAAGUUCUCCACCGCGAACUUCAGUGAGGUGGCGCUCCACUUCCAGGAGGUGUUUGGCCAGGCAGACUCCAAGGCUCUGACCCAGGAGAAUCUCAACGACCCAGACUUCAUCAGGCUCUGGUUCCAGAUCAAACUGAAGCCCCUGCUUCCCUCCGUCCCUCCCAGCCUUCUCUCCUGCCUCAGCACCAAGAACUUCACCUGCCCCGUCUACCAAGCCCUUGUGGGGGAGCUGAGUGAACAAAUUAAGCUGAUGGACCAGGAGGACGAGCAGAUGUAUGAAAUGCACGGUCACAUGAUCUACAAACAAUUCCUGUUGCCCUUCCUGUUGAAUCACAACUCCUCAGACCCACAGUGCAUCUCUUCAGCCAGUAGCAGUGCAGACUGGCUGAUCAAGAACUUUGGUGGAUUCUCUGCAUUCGCUCCUCUGAGGGAUUUCUAUGAUCUAAAUGGUAAUUUCUCUGCUUUGUCAGCCCUGGAGGUUCUCUCUCCAAAGCAGACUGCAGAGCUGGUGGUGUUGCCUCUUCCUGGUCUUCCAGGGAAAGCUGUCAUCAUCAACACAGUGUUUGACUACCUGACUGAGUCACCAAAGGAGAGGAAACUCCCUGACUUCCUGUACCACCUCAUAAGGCUGUCUGCGGAGAUAACAAUGCCCUGCAAAUCGUACAAAAUCAUCUUUGAGCGUCUGUACCAGGCCGUAUCGUCUGUACCUCCAGAGAUGGAGCCAGUCGUCUGGGCCAACAUAGACAACCUGAUGCAGACCGCUCCAGAAGGUUGUGGAUUGGUUGAACAGUGCCCAUCAACACCAUUUAAUUAUACCAGAGUCUGUGCUGGAGUCAACAGCUAUCCACUACAACACCACCUGCACAUGGGGAAUAUGACAGAAGUUCUAUGCAAUUUCAGCUUGGAACAGUAUGCUUGUUCACAGCUGAAAGACUUCACUGCAGAACACCUGGUGUCUCUUCUGAAAUGUAAACUGCCUGGCAACUCCUCUCACUCUAAAGAGACCUGGAAGGUUCUCCUCACCAAACUGACCUCUGUCUUAGACCAAGCUCUGGACAUGUUCUCCAAUAUGUCCAAACCUGUCAUUGGCCCAGCAGUAUCCCAGGUGCUAGAUGUGAUUGGAGAGAUCCGGGUCAACAGACUGACUGAGGAUCAGCUGAGAGACAGUGAUGUCAUCAGGAAGUGGUUCUCUGGGCGUCUGAGACUGUUCCUGCCGUCUGCAUCAGGAGGGUUUCUGCACUGCCUCAGCACCAAGAACCUCAGCUGUGACACGUAUCAACAGAUACUGAGGGAGUUCAGCAAUCAAUUUGACCAAAUGGACCAGAUGAGACAAGGGCUAGUGGUCAAAUACUUCAUCCAGCCCUUCCUGACCAAAAACUCCUCAGACUCUGGCUGUGUGUCCAGCUCUAACAGCAGUGUGGACUGGCUGCAGAAGAACUUGGGGCCAUUCUCAGUUCUUGUGUCCCUCAGGGACCUGCUAGAAUUCAACACAGACUUCUCUCCUUUGUCAGCCCUGGAGGUUCUCUCUCCAAAGCAGACAGCAGAGCUGGUGGUGUUGCCUCUUCCUGGUCUUCCAGGGAAAGCUGUCAUCAUCAACACAGUGUUUGACUACCUGUCUAUGUCACCAAAGGAGAGGAAACUCCCUGAGUUCCUGUACUACCUCAUCAGGCUCUCUGAAGAGAUGAUGCUACCAUGCGAUAGCUUUAAGACCAUCUUUGAGCGUCUGUACCAGGCCUUACCGUCUGUACCUCAAGAGAUGGAACCAGUCAUUCAGGCCAUUAUAGACAACCUGAUGCAGACCGCUCCAGAAGAUUGCUUGCCGAUGAAUAUGAAGUGUCCAAUAACACCAGCGAACGAUAGCAGAGUCUGUGAAGGAAAUGCCAGUGAUUCACUACAAAGUUAUUUGGCGACAUCAAAUACAGCGAACGUGCCGUGUAACUUUUCCCUGGAGGAGUAUGCCUGUGCAUUGCUGACAGACUUCACUGCAGAACACCUGGUGUCUCUUCUGAAAUGUAAACUGCCUGGCAACUCCUCUCACUCUAAAAAGACCUGGAAGGUUAUCCUCACCAAACUGACCUCUGUCUUAGACCAAGCUCUGGACAUGUUCUCCAAUAUGUCCAAACCUGUGAUUGGCCCAGCAGUAUCCCAGGCACUGGAUGUGAUUGGAGAGAUCCGGGUUAACAGGCUGACUGAGGAUCAGCUGAGAGACAGUGAUGUCAUCAGGAAGUGGUUCUCUGGGCGUCUGAGACUGUUCCUGCCGUUUGCAUCAGGAGGGUUUCUGCACUGCCUCAGCACCAAGAACCUCAGCUGUGAUACGUAUCAACAGAUACUGAGGGAGUUCAGCAAUCAAUUUGACCAAAUGGACCAGAUGAGACAAGAGCUGGUGGUCAAAUACUUCAUCCAGCCCUUCCUGACCAAAAACUCCUCAGACUCUGGCUGUGUGUCCAACUCUAACAGCAGUGUGGACUGGCUGCAGAAGAACUUGGGGCGGUUUUCAGUCCUGCUGUCCCUCCACGACCUGUUGAAACUCAACACAGACUUCUCUCCGUUGUCAGCCCUGGAGGUUCUCUCUCCAAAGCAGACUGCAGAGCUGGUGGUGUUGCCUCUUCCUGGUCUUCCAGGGAAAGAUGUCAUCAUCAACACAGUGUUUGACUACCUGUCUAAGUCACCAAAGGAGAGGAGACUCCCUGAGUUCUUGUACCACCUCUCCAGGCUGUCUGUGGUGACUCCAGUCGGCUGCCCGGUCUACCAGACCAUUUUUGUCAGGCUGUACCAAGCCAUGUCAGCAUUACCUCAAGAGAUGGAGCCAAUCAUCUGGGCCAGUGUUUAUGACCUCACAGAAUCUGCACCAAUGGAUUGUGCUCUGGUGCCAGUUAACCAACAGUGUCCAGUGUCAUCGCACAAUGCAACAAGAGUCUGUGCAAGUGUUGACAGUUCAUCUCUACAACAGCUCUUGGACUCUGGGAUCUCAACGGGACGUCUAUGUGACUUCAGCAUCAAACAAUACGCCUGCUCACAGCUGAAAGACCUCACAGCUGAGAACCUGGUCACACUGCUGAAAUGUAAACUAUCAGAGAACAACACAUACUCCAAAGAGACCUGGAAGCUGUUCUUCACUAAAGCUUCUGCAGUUCUGGAUCAGGCUCUUGUACUUCUCUCCAACCAGUCCAAGCCUGUGAUUGGCCCAGCAGUAUCCCAGGCGCUGGAUGUGAUUGGAGAGAUCCGGGUCAACAGACUGACUGAGGAUCAGCUGAGAGACAGUGACGUCAUCAGGAAGUGGUUCUCUGGGCGUCUGAGACUGUUCCUGCCGUCUGCAUCAGGAGGGUUUCUGCACUGCCUCAGCACCAAGAACCUCAGCUGUGACUCUUACCAAGCUGUGGUGAAGGAGUUUGGAGCCCAGUUUGAUCACAUGACCCUAGAGCAGCAGCAGCUGGUUCUGAAGGAGCUGGUCGUCCCCUUCCUGUCUCGAUCCACAACAGACUCUGGCUGUGUGUCCAGCUCUAACAGCAGUGUGGACUGGCUGCAAAAGAACUUGGGACCAUUUUCAGUUCCGGUGUCCCUCAGGGAUCUGCUGAAACUCAACACAGACUUCUCUCCUUUGUCAUCCCUGGAGGUUCUCUCUCCAAAGCAGACUGCAGAGCUGUUGGUGUUGCCUCUUCCUGGUCUUCCAGGGAAAGCUGUCAUCAUCAACACAGUGUUUGACUACCUGACUGAGUCACCAAAGGAGAGGAGACUCCCUGAGUUCCUGCAACAACUUGUCAGCCUGACCAAACAGGAAAAUAUCCCUUGUGCCUCCUACAAGAUCAUUUUCACCAGACUGGACGAGGCCGUACCCACUGUUACCAUGGAGAUAGAGUCAGCCCUCACCUCCAGCAAGACGGCUUUACUACAGACCGUCCAAUCAGGUUGCGUUGUAUACAGUGGAGAGUGCAAUGUCACCCCAGUUAAUGAGACAAAUGUUUGUGCUGGCGUCGACAGCACUGCUCUACAGGGUCACCUAGACAACGGGCAGAUCAGCGGAGUCCUCUGUGAUUUCAGCGUCGAUGUUUACGCUUGUGGCUCGCUGUCUGUGUUGACAUCAGAUAACUUGGUGAGCCUGUUGAAGUGUAAGCUGUCUGGUAACACCAGCCACUCAGCACAGAUCUGGAAACUGUUCUUCUCUAAGGUCUCAGUGGUUCUGGACUCAGCCCUGGAUCUCUUCUCCAACACCACACUAGACCCCAGCUCUCCAGCAGUGUCCCAGGCCCUGGAUGCUAUAAGAGAGGUAAGGCUGGACAGCUUCAGCCUGGCUAGUCUCGGAGAUCAGAAAAUCAUCAACCUCUGGUUCAACACCAGACUCCGUCCCUUCCUACCUGCCGUCUCCACUGACUUCCUGUCCUGCCUCAGCACCAAGAACUUCAGCUGCUCCGCCUACCAGACCAUCGUUCAGAUCCUGAGCAGCCACCACUCAGCCAUGGACCAGUCCAGACAGAUAUCAGUCUACACUACCUUCAUAGAGGUCUUUCUCUCCAGGAACAACACAGCAGACCCCAGCUGUAGCUCUGACACCCUGAACAGUGAAGACUGGCUGCUGAAGAACUUCAGAGGAUUCUCUGCCUUCGCCUCCUUCAAGGACAUGCAGAGACUACUGACCACCUUCUCUGUGAUGGAGGCCCUGCCCCAGCUAACAGUGAGACAGUUAGCAGAGGUGUCCUCUAGUCCAGACCAGCUCAGCUCUGCUGCAGACGUCACCAUGCUGAUGAACUACGUACCCAACAUCCUCUUCACUGACUUCUUCAAUGACUUCUCUCUAGCCAUCACCGGUCAAGAGUCUAAGUUCCCAGUGGCGGUGCGUUCAGCCAUGCUCCAGCAGGUGUUUGAACGCGGGAACCUAUCAGACCGCUCUGUUAGCGACCAGGAAGUACUCACCUGGCUUCAGAGCAGGCUCCGCCCACUGCUGAUCAACCUGUCCCCGCUCCACGUCGCCCCCCUCUUCAGUGUGGUCGCACAGAGGAACUGCAACAUCGGACAGCAGCUGGUGGAGGUGCUGAAUGCCACCCUCCCUACACUUCAGGACAACACACAGAGAAACAUCUACGAUCAAAUCACCCUCUCCCUCCAAGGCUCCUCCCCACUCCGUUGCUAUGGCGCAAACUACAACCACAGUUUCUAUGGUUACCUGGAGAGUUCCUUCCUGAGUUUCGGCUUCCCCAACCUGACCACCUUCCUCUCCCUCAUACCCCAUAGCCAGAUGGAACAGCUGGUGAAUUCUCUGCCUGUCUCUGACCUGGGUCGUUUCCUGCGCCGCCCCAACGUUGUCGACGACGACACAAAGCUCUGCCAACUCUACAGCAACUACACCAAGACCCCACUGUUCCUGGGGACUGAGAGUAUCCCUGAGUCAGUGAGGCGUCCCACACUGCCGUGUGUCUGGCCCCAGGCUCUCAGCAGCAGUCAGAGGUCAGAGGUCAACGCCUGGUUUGACCUGAGGCUGAAGAACUACCUGCCCUUCCUCACCAGGAGCCUGGUGACCUCCGCCGCUGUCAAGACCGCCCCUUGUCUGGCCUUCCAGAAACUCAUCUCAAUUCUGGGGAGUUAUAACUACAGCGCUGCAGACUUUGUGGAGAGAGAUGUGUACAGGGAGACCAUCAAGACGUAUCUCACCUCAGCGUCGGCUCCUAAGUGUUACAAUGCCAGUGAUCCAGAGCUCAACUCAACUGCCUGGUUUGCUGAGAACAUCGGACUCUUCAUCACUUAUCUUACUUUGGAAGACCUCAACACCUUUGGAUCAGCACAGGUGUUGCAGGUGUUCACAGUGAACCUGGUGAACAUAGGUCUACUGAACUACACUAGCCUGCCCCAGAACCUCACUGACUACUACACAUCACUGGUCUACCUACAGGACAGCAACUUCAACCCUCUGUUUCUUCCUCUGUUGUUUCGAUGUGUGGCCCCAGGGCCGGCCUUCAGGCAGCUGGACGCUGAGCAGAGCAUGAUCCUUCUACACAACCUGACUACACUGUGUACAAACCUGGACCCACAGGUGUCUGCAGCUCUAGCAGCUAACAUGGGAGAUAACAUAAACAGUAACACCAUCGCUGCCCUCGGCAGAGAGAGUACAGGUUUGUCUGAGGGUCAGAUCACCAUGGCACCCGCCAGCGUUCUGUGGGCUUCCUUCAGCAUUCUGAGCACUGUGAUUGGCUGGAACCAGGGCCAGGCCAUGGCCAUCAUCCAAUCACUGAUGCUGUCAGGAACCGUGCAGAUCAACAACGCAUCCACCUUGACAGCGCUGGGUUCCCUGGUGACCGGUGUUCCCUCGGCAACCUUAGGCAGCAUCAGCGGAACGGAACUCCUCUACGCGUCCCAGAAUCCCACAUUCAUAACAUACAUGCAGACCGCCCCGACGAUCUUAAUCCAGACUUUCGUCACUCAGUUGAUCACAGUGAACCCUAACCCAGACAGUAUUCUCCAGAACGUCCCAGACAGCAUGGCUACUGAGAUACCCAGGUCCCUGCUGCAGGGCUUCUCUCAGAGCAGUGUAGAGAAACUUAACCAGAAGACAUGGAGACACGAACAGGCUGUGUUGUUCUUUGAUACAGUGGCUCUAGGAAUUGACAACUCCGACAAUAUGUCAUCCAGCGUGCUCCAGGGCUUCACCUGCACCAGAGUGGCCAGUAUGACCACAACCAAGAUCAAGAACCUGGUCAAGGCCUGCAGGAGGAAGGGCAACAACAGGGUCGCACUGAGAGAGACUCAGUUGACCUGCAUGUACAACUACAUCAAGGAAGGGUCAGAUGUCACCAGCUACAACCUAUACCCUCCUGACAUGCUGCUUUACUACGCCUACAGUAAGGUAUCUCAGGACACCUGUAAGGACUACUUCAGGGAGCUGGGAGACGCAGACUUCUCCGUGUUCUCCAACGCUCUCAGCUUCAAACGCACAGCCCUGGUUAAUAAUGCCAAGACCUGCCUGGGUAUCAUCGGCACGGUUCUGAGCAGUGACAACCUGCAGGUCCUAGGUAACAUGGUGUGUGUUCUGGACGGUUCCUACAUCCAGAACUCUGACCAGCUCAUCCUGCAGAAACUACAGAACUGUAAUGACCUCACCGACGAACAGGUGGCUGCCAUAGAAACGCUGUUGACAUCUGGGAAAACACAGUACGGACUCCCAGCUACCUGGAACAGAGAGACCCUGGACAACCUGGGCAUUCUACCUCUCUACCUGACAUCCUCCUUCUACAGGAACUUCUCUAAGAAAGUAAAGGGCCAGUUCCUACAGUCAUUCCUGAAGGUGUUGAGAAAGAAUGGAACGUCCAGACAGAAGAAGAGGAGGAUGAAGACGGCUAUCAGACAGUCCAUCAUCGACCAAUCACAGUCCAAACGCUUCAUAGUGAGUGAAUGCACAGUGGGAAAUAUCACUCAGGUGACGAUCAGUGAGAGUACGUUCCCCUUCAACUACGAGACCGUGACCAAGUUCAACUGCUGCCUGACGGCCAAGACAGUUGUUGACAACCUGGACGCCAUCACCGCCAAGGUGGACGACCAGGAAUACCUUGAAGUGGUCCUGGCGAGACUCAGAGAGUUCUACUCCGCAAACUCCACCAUCCCAGAAGCAAAGGUGCAGGUUCUUGGGCCGGCUUCGUGCGUUGCCACGAAUGCUGACAUCACCAUGUGGAAUAUCACCAAGAUCGACACACUGUCAGCUCUGAUGGACUCCUCCUAUGGAAACUGGGAUGCUGCCAUGGUGCAGGCCAUCAUCAGUAAGUACCUGAGGAACUCAGGAAAUACUCUGGGCAGUGCAGAGCUCAACUCCAUCGGUGGACCCAACCUGUGUUCACUAGACAUCAGCCUCCUGAAGACCAUUACACAGAGUAGCCUGAGUAAGGCCAAUGCCCUGACGGUGACCAACUGCAACAUAACGAAGAAGAGAACGCUGUUCAUCAUUGCUGAAGGAGCCUUCCAGAGCCGUAGUACUGUCUCUGCUACCUCCUACCAGCUAACACAGCCAUACAUAGGUGGUGCUGACUCAGCCUACGUUCAGCGUCUGUCCACCUCUAACAUCAAUAUGGACAUGGACACUUUCAUCAGCCUGGACCCUACUGUUAUACAGACUCUGGGUGUGAGCCAGGUCAAAGGUCUGCUGGGUUCUAACCUGCCAGAGCUGAAGAGCUAUGAGAACCAGAGCGUGGUCCAGACCUGGAUCAGCACCCGUUUCCAGGCCGACCUGGACUCCCUGGGGCUGGAUCUUAAGGGGGGCAAGGCUGACCCCACCACGGUUGGUGUGGGGACCAUCAUACUUCCUAGUACCAGUGCAGGGGUAGCUGGAGGAGCUGGGCCAGUCACCACCGUGGCUGGAGGAGCUGGGCCAGUCACCACCGUGGCUGGAGGAGCUGGGCCAGUCACCACCGUAGCUGGAGGAGCUGGGUCAGUCACCACCGUAGCUGGAGGAGCUGGGCCAGUCACCACCGUAGCUGGAGGAGCUGGGCCAGUCACCACCGUGGCUGGAGGAGCUGGGUCAGUCACCACUGUGGCUGGAGGAGCUGGGCCAGUCACCACUGUGGCUGGAGGAGCUGGGCCAGUCACCACUGUGGCUGGAGGAGCUGGGCCAGUCACCACUGUGGCUGGAGGAGCUGGGCCAGUCACCACUGUGGCUGGAGGAGCUGGGCCAGUCACCACUGUGGCUGGAGGAGCUGGGUCAGUCACCACCGUAGCUGGAGGAGCUGGGUCAGUCACCACCGUAGCUGGAGGAGCUGGGUCAGUCACCACCGUAGCUGGAGGAGCUGGGUCAGUCACCACCGUAGCUGGAGGAGCUGCUACUACAGCAAGCGGCGGAGCGAUCAACAGACCAACGUUCGGCCUCCACCUUCUCCUCACCACUCUGGCCAUCGCUGUCCUGUACAUUCUACACUGAUUUCAGAGUGAGAGAGUUAACUGACUCCAUAGCAUCAAGUCGCAUUCGGCUCAGACAGGGAAAAACAUAAUGUAAAGUUCUCAAACAGGAAACAAAAAUAUAUACAUUUAGAGUCAGGUAGUGCCUUAGAUAUUGUAAAUAUCACUGAAUAAAAGGAUAUAUUGGAUCUAUCAAAAGACUGUAAAACAAUCUAGCACUUUAGUCACGUCAAUGUUUCUGCUUUGACAAGGUCUUCACACCAUUUUAUUUAAGUGUAUUCACUUUGUAUGUUGUAUGUGCUGUCUUGGUUGGAAUGAACUAUUUUCUGUCUUGGUGGCUGGAAUGAAGUCUGUUCUGUCUUGGUUGCUGGAACGUUGUUUAAAGAAGUAUUUUUAUGGCUCUAUUCAGUCUGUAUAUAGCUGAAAUGUAAAGGUCAUUUCCUAUUAAGCCAACAUCUGCAGCAUUUACCGUGAAUGCAGUCUACGCUACGGGAACAUUGCCUUUAAAUUUCAAUCAUGCUGUAACGCUGAACUUCCACGAUGUGGAUUGAAUAGAGCCCUUUGUCUUUGCCUUCCGGUGAAAAUAUGAAGGUAUUUCAUUAGAUGACAAAGAAGUAUUGUGUUGGUGAUGUCGUCUUUCUGGGAGAGCCAUUGAGAGCCAUCAGGGUUAGUAUCUCCAUACAGUACGCCAACACUUAUCUACCGAGCCAAAACGCUGUUCAUGUCAUGACAACCAAUUCCUCUAGUGUAGAAUGAUUCUGUCAUUAGAAUGUCACUGUGCUUCUGUUCAUGUCAGCUCAAACUGCUGUCUGUCUUCUCAAUGCUGCCAUUUGAUGAUACUAAAUAGCAGUUGAACGUAUGAUUUAAUUAAUAAAAAUAUAUAUUAUUGCACAAUCCCCCCCCAAAAAAUUAUAUUUUAUUCAUAAAGAAAUAAACAGCCUAUGAACUAACAACAAAAUAU